CCAGACGAGUUUCUGCCGAGGCAGGACGAGCUCACUUUCAUGGCUCUCUGACAGCUUGCUCCGUGUCUCUCUCGGGUCGAACGCAUUGAAAAAUCGGUGGUGAAGUGAAUGAGGAUCGAUCGAAGUUUCAGGACGUGUCCUAUGGUGAUUUUGUUUUUUUUUUUUUUUUUUCUUUAGCGAAAUUGACGAUUUUCGAAACGAUCGCUUGGACUACAUAAGCAUCGGGUUUGGUUUGUAAACACAUUGAUCCAAGACUAGAAAGAUCAUCGUUGACGGAAUAGUGUAAAGUGGAUACGAUUGAGGAAAAAGUCACGAAGGACCGCAAUGUCAUAGAGAACGAGGGUCAUAGAAGAGCUGAUGACCAUCUCUAGUGAAGGAGCCACGAAGAAAGAAGUUAGUGCACCUGCCGCAGUGGUUCUUGCGGCGCCACUCACGUGUUGCAUGCGUGCCGUGCUAUCCAUCAUGGUCGCGGACUGGGAACAGUUCUGAUUGGUCGGGGCCGCAGUCACGUGGUAUGGUAAUUGGACUUCGGUGGGCGGGAAGGAUCGAACGAGGCCGCGGAGCUUCGUGGAAGAUCGCAAAAGUGGCGGAAGGAGAGGAGAGGAUAAGCAGCUGUCCACCGGGAGUCUGCUACUCUCCGUGGUCUUGCUCUUUUCGCUCGUUUUCUCUCCCCCUUGUCUUUCUCCCUUUUCCGCCUUCUGCGUCUAGACGCGGUACCCUUUCCCCUCCGGUGGAAAAAGUCACCCUACUCGCGCCGGCGGAGAGGGAUGUCGGCCACGGGCCACAGUGCAGUGCGGUGCGUACGCUUCCAACAAUGAAUAUCAACAUGGAACCUCGCGAUUCUAUAAAUUAAUCCCGGGAACGUUGACGGACGGUCUCGACGAAUUCCGAAAACGUACCUGUGAUUGUCGUUGAUCAUCGGCCAGCGUGUGACGAGACUCUGAUCAGGCUCGCGCGUCGAGAUCACAAACGAGAAAUUCACGCAAACAUGAGCUCGUUCCUGAUGAAUCCAUCCGCCGGCGGUGGAUAUCAUCAUCACCAACACCAACAGGCGGCUAGCAGUCAUCAUUUGGCCACGACUUCCGUCAUGGUGGAUCCGAAAUUUCCACCCACCGAGGAGUACAGUCAGAGCAACUACAUCCCGUCCACUGGAACGGAUUUCUUUCCCGCCAGCGGCGGUGGCCACCACUUGAAUCAUCCGCAGUCUCAUCAACUGCAAUAUGGGUAUCAUCAGCAUCAUCAUCAAGCGGCCUCCACUCCUUAUGGAGCAUCAAGCGCCGUCCAGCUAAACGGCGGUUACGCUGGCUACGGUAGCUACUACGGACCUCAUCAUCCUCAUCAUCAAGUGCACGCCGUUCAUCACGCGAGCCUGCAUCCUCAUCAUCACGCGGUGGGCGCGUUGGCGAUGCCGCCGGAGGCUCAACAACCACCGCUCACGUGUCCAUCCUCGAUGCAAAACCAGCAACAACCGCAGCAGCAGCAGCAACCACCUGUGUCCGCAUCCACUGUCCUCGGCGCUACACCAUUGUCACCGGGCAUCAUGCAGAAUCACGUGCAGCCGCCGGACAGUCUUCAACAUCAUCAGCAACCGAAUCAACAGCAGCAACCGCACGAAAGCAACGCUUGCAGUCCGGCGAGUUCCGGUCAGCUGCAUCGCGACAACUCGCCGGAUAUUCAGCAACAAAACGCGCAACAACAGCAGCAAACGCAGCAACAACAGCAGCAGAAUCAACAGCAGCCGCAGCAGCAGCAUCACGUGGACGACGGUUCCGAUCAGGAUGACAUGGAGGAUGAUCAGACGAUGGACGGAUCGCCAGGAAUGAUGGAGGACGACGACGAGGACGAGGAGAACGGGGAUCGUGUGAUUUAUCCGUGGAUGAGAAAGAUUCACGUCGCUGGUGUCGCGAACGGCUCGUACCAGCCAGGAAUGGAGCCGAAGCGACAGAGGACCGCGUACACGAGGCACCAGAUCCUCGAGCUGGAGAAGGAAUUCCAUUACAAUAGGUACCUGACGAGACGGCGACGGAUCGAGAUCGCUCAUACCCUAGUAUUGUCCGAACGGCAGAUUAAGAUCUGGUUCCAGAACCGGCGCAUGAAGUGGAAGAAGGACAACAAGCUGCCGAACACGAAGAACGUGCGCAGGAAGAAUGCCAACGGCCAAACAGCGCCACCGUCGGCGAAACCGGCGAAAACGCCGGCCACCAGAUCGAAACUGGCGACCGGCAACAACAACAGCCAAAGGAAGAACAACAACAACUCGCCGUCGAGCGGGAUCGACGCUAGCCUGGAGUCGAGCGUCGCUCUGUCGGACAUGGCGGAUGUGCACGCGGUGAACGCCGCCCUUCCGCAUACGAACGUGGUUCAUCCGAGCUUCCAAGGUCACCCGCAUCCGCUGGCCCAUCUUCAAGCGCAGCUGAGUCAUCAUCAUGUGAGUGGCAUGAUGGAGGGUCCGACGGGGGGACCGUUGGGACACAUCGGCUCCGGAAGUAUCAGUCCUCUCGCCCCAGCUACCAGUCCCUCCGGGUUGUCGCAGGUCUCCGCGCCCAUUCCGCCACCGGCCAUCAAGUCCGAUUACGGGCUCACGGCGCUGUAACAUCCGUCCGGCGAGCCGGACUGUUCGAGUCGACUAUCAGGCUUCGUUGGCUCUGCUGGCCAGGGGUUCGUUGCCGUUUGGUCAUAAAGGAAUUUGCAAAUUCGUUCUGUUAACGAUGGUUGAUCGAAUUGUCGUUUCACGUAAUCAUCGAAGGAAUUGGACUGGAGUGGUAGACUCUAGGAGAGACGAAUGGAGAUUGGUCUAAUUCGAUGAUUUAGUUGAACAUCACUGAACGCGUAGGAAUAAGGACUUAAACGGGAAGAGGUUCGCGCUAUGUCACCCUUUGAUCGUUGUUUGAUGAAUGACCCAUCGGGAAGAAAGAGAUACGAAGAGCCGGAAAUGAUCCUUCUUCACGACGAAUCUCACGUGUUCUUAGAUACGUGGAUGGAAUUGGUUACCGAAAUAGCUUGGUCUAGAUGCCAAGGCAAUCCCCGCGAAUCGCUCGCCUAUUGCGCCAGUCCCGAUCGAAACAGUGACCUGAAUACGCAGAGGAUGGGACCGAAGCUCCCUCUCCUUCCAGGGAUGGCUGAGUCAUCAUCAUCUGGAUGAUACGGCGGACGAUCGAGCGACUGGAAGAACAAAUGGGCGCUGACGAUGCCGAUUACCAGUUUUUUCUGUUGCUGGCUGUCUUUAAUCGCUGGAGUCAACAGUGUUUAGCUGGUCGAGAUACCAGGGACUCGGUGGAGGAUUGUCGUCAACGAGAAGGACGCUAAUCAUCGUCUCGCGCCGAGGUCUUUUGAAGUGUGAAGUACCAUAACGCCGUACUUAAAGACUGAGUGACGAUCGCGAGGACGUUUGUCAAGUGUCACUGGGUGUAGAAAACAGGGUUCAGGAUUUAGGAACCCUGAUGGACAGGAGACAGUUUAUAAAAGAGUGUGGAAAGAUAUGACUUGUCGUUUGAAACGUCGUGGAAGACCAUCGAGUCGAACAACCGUCACGAGUUUGUGCAUUCGACAUGUCGUAAGUCAAAGUUUCUUGUUUCCAACGUUGCCGAAGAGUCACGUUCUUCGAUAGUUGAUUUCGUCGAUUUCGAAAACUCGAAUCAUUUCGACGUUCGAUUCUUUCCUCCGUUCUAUUUCCGUUAAAUCGUUGCACCGUUGCAAAAUUCUGGGAAGAGUCGUUCUAAAGAUUGCACAUUUUUGUGUCGUCAGACGAUUUUUAAAAAAAUCAAAGAUUAGAGUCCACGAACAGAGUUCCACUUGAUGACUUUUCCUUCCGUCGAGAUCUGUGAUCCGAUAGGUAACCGCGCCUCGAUCCGAAGUGAAAAAACGAAACGUAAGAAAAGAAAGUCUUGGUUCGUUCCACGACACGUAAAACUGUACAUAUAUCAUAAUGGAUAAUGUACGCAUGUAUAUAGUCGUGUAAAGAAAUUCUCAUCGCUAUGUGAUUAAAGUGCAUCGUAUUUCGUAUGUUAUGACUUAAUUGUGCGGUCUUAGUGUCCUAAGUAUUCGAUAAUGAAACUGUUCACGGCGAAUCGUUCGAUGUUGUUUGAUAUGCAUAGUGACGCUUGGGUUCCGAUGCCUGGCAUUCGACACGGAAAAUUGAUAAAUCAAAGGAAAUCAAUACUUGUUUAGAACUACCGCGCGAAUAGCUGCGUUCCUUUUCGCUUUAGCAAUAGACAUAGAAUUUCAUUUCAAUAAAAAUCUUUUUUUAUCUUCUCCUUUUAUUGGAAUUGGUAUUAAAUGCUACAUUAGUAGCCUUGUUGAUUUGUUUGAUCGCCAUUUGAAUUUACGAGAGUCGUUACGAGAGUCGUUACGAGUCCCGGGCGAAGUGGAAUUUUCCUGUACUCGUCAGACACGGCGCAGCGAGAUCGUCGAGCGAAAUUCUCGCGAAAAGUCCCCGAAAAAGAGAAUCGAGUUCGUAACUCGCGUCAUCGUGCACGUUGUAAAUAACGCUGCGAGAUCGUCUAUUUUUAUCGAGAAAGUAUGCCGAACGACCAAUAAUGAUGAAUCUAGAUUAAAAAGAAGAAGUAGAAGGAAAAAUACAUGAGUGUAGAAAGUGGCGUCGAACCGGAAACCAGAAAACGUAUUGCGGGAGAGAAAGAGAGAGAGGGGCAGAGAGAGAGAGAGAGAGAGAGAGAGAGAGAGAGAGAAUAGCAAUCAAACGUUAAUGUAAAUGCAGAGUCGCUGUGACGAUAUACCAAAACGAUGUUUAUCCGAUUAAAUAUAGAACUGUAGAGGUAUUAAGAAGCAUUAAACGCGUCAUGUUCUAUUCUAAAUAAACGACGAUGAACGAUCCUAGUGUAAUUAGCCAGCUCUAAGCAAGCAAAUGCACGAGUUUACGAGAACGUUCUAUUAAGUGUGACAUUAUAUUCCUUGAUCAUUCUAACGAUUAUGUAUAUAGCCUGUACGAUAAGAACGUAUUUGGGCACACUUCGAUGCUUAUGUUUAUAAUUGAUCGUAAAAAUCGAUCAAGAUACAACCGUGAAGUACAGUGAAUCAAUAAAUAAAUGUUUCGUAAUUUACAA
Messenger RNA from Frieseomelitta varia, 5060 nucleotides. It is a transcript of the gene Dfd, whose product is annotated as homeotic protein deformed-like. Gene Ontology annotation, molecular function: RNA polymerase II cis-regulatory region sequence-specific DNA binding; DNA-binding transcription factor activity, RNA polymerase II-specific. Gene Ontology annotation, cellular component: nucleus. The transcript has 2 exons. Bases 989 to 2593 code for a protein of 534 amino acids. NCBI's taxonomy places the organism in Eukaryota, Metazoa, Arthropoda, Insecta, Hymenoptera, Apidae. Gene Ontology annotation, biological process: regulation of transcription by RNA polymerase II; anterior/posterior pattern specification. The record is from RefSeq and is a predicted model, not a curated record.